AUGUACUGGGUCUCCAAGCUCCUUGCCCUCGCGGCGACAGGUGCUUUGGGGACGAAUGCGAUGGAGGCCUCGAUCUUCAAGUUCCCCUCGGACCUUCCCUUGGACUCAGGAUCUGUGACAGUUUCUGAAGAUUUCGCGCAGCUCGCUUUGAAGAUACGCGUGGAAUCUUCUCUAGCAUCGGUUCUUCGAGGCAUGGAGACUGAAGCGGAUCGCCUGGACCAAUUUGCCGAUACCCAAUUGCCUCUUUUCGGUAGCAAUUACGAAAUACCUGGCAAGAGUUUGGUUAUUUUAGAAGGAUAUGAUGGGGAAACCGACAUGAGCAUGCGCAAGAAGCAAUUACCCAAUCUUUUCGUUCCUAGUGCCUCUUACGACUUGAUCAACGAGCCGUUCACAUCGCUUGUGGAAGGCGACAAUAAAGGGAGCCACUGCACGUACCACAAGGGCGAUGGCAAAACGAAGUCUACUUGGACCGCCAAAGACUGUCUUUUCAAGAACCCAGUUCUUUCUCUCGGUCAGAACUUGUUCGAUCAUGAUCUUUUGGAUCUUAUCGAUUCGUUAGAGACAUGGGUGAGCAAGGAUCAAAAGACAACCGCUACCCGGUUAUCGUUCAAGGCCGCAUCCGAUGAUAAAAUUCGCCAUAUCAAACCUUUGGAGUCGAUUUUCCAGUAUUUGGCCAAGUUAUCUUCCGCCGACAAGUGGGAUGUUACAGCUGUGAUCCUUACCGGCUCGGAGCACGAUUCGGAAGCCCGUAGGAAUAUUUCCCAGCGUGACGAGAAUUGGGCGGAAACAUUCUCAUCUGCGUCCGAGGCACAGAAUGACCUUCGAGACCUGUCUCUGCACUCGAACCUCGCCCCUGUCUGCCAUACUUCCAACUCAUCUUGUGCAGAGUCAACUAACAACUGCUCUGGACAUGGGUACUGCUACCUGAAAUUUACAUCUGGUGGCGAAGCUACCACCGGCAACUGUUAUGCAUGCCGCUGCCAACAGACCGUGGUGCGGAAAAAGGAUGGCACUACCCAGAAGGUCCAGUGGGGUGGGCCAGCGUGCCAGAAAAAGGAUAUCAGCUCACCAUUCUUCCUGAUUGCCGGAGUUAGCGUCUUUGCUGUCAUCAUGAUCAGUAGCGCGGUUGGAAUGUUGUUCAGCAUGGGUCAGCAAGAGCUGCCUAGCGUGAUUGGGGCUGGAGUAGGCGGGUCGAAAGCGCAGACAUGA
Penicillium pulvis is the source of this 1209-nucleotide messenger RNA. Its product is annotated as DUF3844 domain-containing protein. The transcript is spliced from 4 exons. The record is from RefSeq and is a predicted model, not a curated record. Gene Ontology annotation, cellular component: endoplasmic reticulum. Bases 1 to 1209 code for a protein of 402 amino acids. NCBI's taxonomy places the organism in Eukaryota, Fungi, Ascomycota, Eurotiomycetes, Eurotiales, Aspergillaceae.